Molecule: messenger RNA, 15333 nt
Organism: Auanema sp. JU1783
Lineage: Eukaryota; Metazoa; Nematoda; Chromadorea; Rhabditida; Rhabditidae
Source: the annotation of a GenBank genome assembly
AUGUUUGAUGAUAGUGAUGACUCUGACGAGCGAAGGUCUUCCAUACCCUCUAGUUCACGACAAUCUUUCGAUCCCAAACCACAUUUGGUAACCAUCGUGAAGGCGAAUACAGAGUUUGGCUUCAAUGUAAAAGGUCAAAUUAGCGAAGGGGGCCAACUAAGAAGUUUAAACGGCGUGCUAUAUCCCCCGUUACAGCAUGUAAGUGCGGUACUGAUUGGAGGAGUAGCGGAAAGAGCAAAUUUACGGAAAGGCGACAGAAUCCUUGAAGUUAAUGGAGUGAACGUGGAAGGAGCAAACCAUCGACAAGUCGUUGAAUUAAUUAAGAGAGGUGGCGACAAAUUGACUAUGUUAGUAAUUUCAGUUGAUGAAAAUGAAAUCGACAGGUUUGAAUCUUUCGAGGAAAGCAUGUUAUGCAGCAGAUAUGAUUAUUCGGAGAGUCGUUCUCUGCCACUAACAAUCCCUACUUAUCACACAGUGAACGAUGGAAUAGAACGAUAUGUGGUUUAUAACAUAUACAUGGCCGGAAGACAUCUAGGUUCAAGAAGAUAUAGUGAAUUCGUCGAGUUAAAUUCGAUUCUAAGAAAGGAGUUUUGUGAUUUUUCAUUUCCAAAACUUCCCGGCAAAUGGCCAUUCAACCUUUCCAAACAACAACUGGACUCUAGGAGGAGAGGAUUAGAACAAUAUUUAGAGAAGAUUUGUUCUGUUCGAGUGAUUGUUGACUCGGAGAUAGUUCAGGAUUUCCUCAUGGAAUGUGAUCCUUUAUGUGAAGUUGAAGUUCGAGUUCUUCUUCCUGAUGGAACUUCUUUGAGUGUUAUGAUUCGCAGGAAUGCUUCUGCAAGCUAUUUAUACUCUAUUGUACAAAAAAAAUUGAACAUGAGUCGAGACGUCGCGGCGUCUUGUGCGCUUUUUGAAAUUUGUGAAAAUGGAUUCGAACGGAAAAUAGCGUCCGGAGAAUCUCCACAUGCCAUAUAUGUACAAAAUAAUACUUCUGCUUCUUCUUCUUGUAUUAUCCUACGCAAACUACUAUUUAAUAUUAACAUGGAAAAAGAAUUAUGUUCAAGGGAUCCCUUUUUCCUACUACUUACCUUCUACCAAGCAGUUUCCGAUCUCGCCCAGGAACGCAUCAAAUCUAACCAAAAAUUGUACCAACUUAAAUCAUUACAAAGUGAAAAAACAGCAUCUCAAUUCCUCGAAUUAGCUAGAACCUUCGAAGGUUACAAUGAAGUCCAGUUUCCCUCAUGUCCAUGCGUCAUCUCCAAAAGGGAAGGGAAAGUUAGUCUGAUUUGCCAACCCGACAUGCUAGUCAUAGCUUCUUGUGACGAUGACGGAGAGAAAACGAAAAUGCUAAUCGAGUGGGAGGAUGUUGUUCUUUAUCGUUUGCUGGACGACGCGACUACGUUUCUGAUCGAAUAUAAGCCUGCAGGAAAGAAAAAAGGAAAAAUAAUUCAACUGUUCAGCCCUUUCACUUUCUAUAUGGCUGAGUGUUUUACACAAAUACAGUUUGAACGGCAGGUAACAUCAGAUUGGAAUUCACACAUUCGUUUGAUGAGGGAUGCCGAAAUUAAAGACAGUAAGAGUAGUCACAGAAAAAGUCAAAGAAGGAAAGGCACAGUAGGUGCUGAAAGAUGUCCGGAGCUAAGCAGCAACUCUCCUGGGCCUGCUCCCGUUUCUAUGAGACAGCAAAUGGCUCUUCUACGGCAGCAAAUGACACAGAGUAAACUUCACCAAUCUACAUCAAAAGGAAGCGGCGAAACUAAUACAUCUAAAAAGACUAACUCAAGGGUUCAUAAAAAGAAUACAAGAGGCGAAACACCAUUGCAUAUAGCUGCUCGUAAAGGAGACCAGCAAAAAUGUCUUGAGCUGAUUCGAGAAGGUGCUGAUGUGAACAGUGCUGAUUACGCUGGAUGGACUCCGUUACAUGAAGCGUGUAACCACAACCAUGUCAUUAUUGCAACGAUACUUUUGAAGAAUGGUGCUCAUUGUAAUAAAGCCUCCGUUGACGGCGAGACGGCACUUCAUGAUGCAGCUGUUGGACAAGAUAUUGAAUUAUUAUGGUUGUUGUUAUCGUUUGGAGCGGACCAAGAAGCAAAAAACAGUCAGAACCAAACGCCGAUGGAUUUAGCUCCUGAAGAUAGUGAUGCUUAUAGGAUCUUAGAAUUGUAUGAUCGAGACGACCCUGAACAUAAUAGGGAUGUUUUCGAAAUAUUCAUAAGUCCCGUUAAAGCUGAAAAAGAAAGGAAUUCUCGAAGAGAAAUGCGAAAAAGGAGGAAACAGGAACUUGGAUACUAUCCCGAUGUCACGGGGGAGAAUAGACAAGUUGAUGUACCCUUAAACUCAAAAGAAUUGAAGAGAAUGAAGGCAGAAUCGGAUGAAGAUUAUGAGGAGGAGUUAGAGGAAAUAGUGAAGAAGAAACGCCUUCAAUCAUAUUACCAAGCCCGUAGAAAAGAAAAACUAGCCUUGAAAGUCAUAUGGCGAGCUGAGAACGCUGCUAUGGCGGCUGAAGCUGCUGCGGCCAUGAAGGUUCUUGAGGCGGCUGAAGCUGCUAAGAAAGCUGCUGAGGCUAAAGGUGCUAAGGCCGCUAAGGCUACUAAAGCUAAGGCUGCUAAGGCUGCUGAGGCUCAAGAAUCUCCUACACUCUCUGAUCCGCCUAGUAGUUCAACUAGAGUUCAACGUGCUAAAAAAGUUUCCGAACGUCAGCGUGAUUCAUCAAAAACGUCCAAAGUAUCCCCCUCUAAUCCUCUCAAAACAGACAAAACAGGAGAGCCUAGGACAAGAGAUAAACGCCUUAAGAGAGAGCUUGAAACGGAUGAAACACCAAGUUCGUUGAACGGGGUAGUAAAAGAAGAGACAAGUGAAGAUGAUGACGAUGUGAAGUCCGAGGAGGAGAACGAGAAUUAUGACAAACGUAGAAGAAGAAGACGUCACUCCAGCUCAGCAGAACAACUCAAUGCAACUCCUAGCAGAAAGGGACGGAAGUUUCAACCUACGGAUUCUAAAGAGAAGCGUAAGCUCGAUUACAAACACAAAUCGAAGGCUCGUAAAAAACAGUCAGAAGAGGAAGAAAAUCUUGUAGCGGAUAAUCAAUUACAAGGCGAGUCUAUGGCGAUCGAUAAGGUAGAGGAGAUUAGUCGUCGUAAUCCAAGCCAACCUUUCCACUCAACUAAAUCGCAUUCUUCGCCUCAACCCACUCGACAGCAAAUUAACGAUAAACGGCAGUCAUCAUCUCAUCGUUCUUCCGCAAAGCGGUCAUGCUUAUCGAAUGACAAUAUUGAAGUAAAGCACGAAUCGUCGGAUGAAGAUGAGUCGCCUUCUCAACGGAGGAAAAACAAGCGUCGAAACCGUGCUGGUACGUCCCCAGACGUGCAAUUAACAGAUACCCCUACAGUACGUAUACGACCGAACUAUUAUGAGAAACAAAGAUUAAGGACCCUCCGAAGAUCUUUACGUCCUCCGAGCAAACGUGAAAUCAAAUACAUUGAUCCUUUCGAUCACGCUGUUGGCAUCGUGGAUAGUUCCGGCCCAGAAGAAGAUGAUGAAUUUGUAGAAGUUCCCGUUUCAUUCCUACGUAGAGAAGUUAGUGCUGUUUCAUAUGAAGAAUCCCCUAGUCCUCGGAAGCCGAGGAAAAAAUAUUCAGAAAGUCGUCCUCGUAAAGAUCGAAAAGUUUCGAAAAUUAACAACUCUCCAACAUACAAUGAUAGGUAUCCUUCUACAUCUUCUGCAAUGUAUCUGAAACCUGGACCUUUGGGUUCCGAAGAUUUUUAUGCAAGACUUCCUCACCCUAACUCUUCUCCUCCUAUCUCAAAAAGCGAAAAACCAGGAUUAAGGGAAUUGGCUAUUCGUAGGGCAAAAGUAAUAGAUGAAACACAUAUUUGGGAGAAACGUCCAAGUGUUAUCCCACUUCCUGAUGUUACGUUUGAAGAAUACAUAUACCGCUGUUAUAUGAAAUUUGCCAGUUCUCCUGACCCUAAUGAAGAUCAGGAUGAUUCAAUUCAAGAAGAAUCACAGAAAGGGGAACACCUACAAGUUGCACAUGAAGAGGUUGUCCAUGAAGAAGCUUCACAUGAAGAAGUUCCACAUGAAGAAAGUGCUCAAGAAAAAAUUGUCCAUGAAGAAGUUUUACACGAAGAAGUCGUCCAUAAAGAAGCUGUUCUUGAAGAAACUGCUCAUGAAGAAGGUGUUUGUGAAGAAGCGGCUCAUGAAGAAACUGCUCACGAAGAAGUCGCUCAUGAAAAUAUCGUCCAUGAGGAAGUUUUUCAUGAAGAAAUCGUCCACGAAGAAGUCGUAAACGAAGAAGUUGUCAACGAAGAAAUCGUCCACCAAGAAGUCGUUCAUGAAGAAGUCGUCCAUGAAGAAGUUCUCCAUGAAGAAGUUCUUCAUGAAGAAGUUCUCCAUGAAAACAUCGUUCACGAAGAAGUUGUUCAUGAAGAAGGUGCUCAUCAAGAAGGUGUUCGUGAAGAAGUUGUUCAUAAGGAAAUCGUCCAUGAAGAAGUCGUCUAUGAAAAAGCUGCGCAUGAAGAAGUCGUCCACGAAGAAGUUGCACAGGAAGAAGUUGCACAGGAAGACGUUGCACAGGAAGACGUUGCACAGGAAGACGUUUCUCAUGAAGAAAUUUUGCAUGAAACAAUUGUUCACGAAGUUGCAGUACAAAACGUUGCAGAACAAGGUAUUGCAGAACAGGAUGGGGCAGUUGAAGACGUUGCGAAACAAGAACUGCCACUAGGAGAGGUCAAGCGUUAUGAAGUACUACAUCAAGAAGUUUCACAUCAGUUAGAACCACAUAAGGGAGCGCAAAAUGUUGUACGACAACAAGAUAUUCUGAAUGAAUUAAUUGUAAACCGAGGAGUUGUAGACCAAAAAAUGGAAGAUCGAGAAGCCAUACACCACGAGCAAGUAGUUCAGCAUUCAAUUCUCCAUAAUCUUGCAUUCCUAAACGCUUCUUCACAAGAAACUCCACAGUUUGGAACUCAAUAUGGGGGUGCCGUACACAAAGUGGCUUCUCAUGAGCCAGCUUCAGAUAAUGUUCAAAUGGAAAACGUUCCUGUGCAAGACACUGAAAUGUGCAUCACUGCUUGGCCUGGCACGUCAUCGGAAGGUGUUCAAGAACAUACGCACGGAAAAGCUACGCCUGUAGAACUAUCAUCACAAGAAGUCUCGUCUCAAGAAACUACAGCUCAACCUUCUACUCAACUAACCAUGCUAUUGGAAGCUUCAUGUAGAAACGCUUUAUCUCAGAGCACUGUAAUUCACGAUGGUUUUAAUCAUGAACCUUCAUGUCGAGAAGCGACAUCUGAACAUAUUUCGGUUGAUGGAGUUCCUCCUCGAAAUGAUACUGUUCCAAACUUUUCAUCUCAGAAUGCAUGUACAACAGAUCUAGCAUCUACAACUUCAGAGCAUUCUCUUAUUCAACCUUUCCCAACGAAUCUUGUUCCUCUUCAAAUCGAGCAUACCCAAAAUGCUGGUAUUGGAGAUGCUCUGCAUGACAUCAGAGAAGGUGUCAUGCCUAGUAAUGUUCCACCUGAUUCUGGAUUCAAUGUAUUGCCAUCUCAAGAUGUUUUUCUACAUAACGCUCCGAAUCAAGGAAUAUCACUCUCCAAUGUUCCAAUACAUUAUUUUUUGUCUUCAGUAACUUCCAAUCAUAACGUUCCAUCUUUGGAUGUUUUCUCGCAAGGUAAUUUCUCUCAGAACUUACAAAAUGUUUCCUCAGGAGAUGGCACAACAGAAUGCGUGUUGGGAAACUUAGCAUCAGAUACGUCAGAAUCGGUCAACAUUCCAUCAUAUAAUGAUAUUGGGUCAUCCAUUCCAAUUUACCCAUUGCCUCUCAUGAAUGAUUCUUGCUCUGAAUACCGAGAACUUCCAAAUAGUAAUGAUACUCAAGUUAUGGAGACAGAUGAAGGCUCUGCUUCUGCACUUACAAGCAGUAUGGAAGUAGAUCUUUCAAAUAAUACCGAAGGUCAACCUCUACCAAUCGAUGAUUCUCAGCUCGAAGAAGACGAAUUAGUUUCGAAGGAUUCAUUACCACCUGAAUUGUCGUACUGGCUUUCAGUUCAGCAAGCUUCGAAACAGAAUUCGCCAACAACGUCAUCUGUUUAUUAUUCUCCUACAGUUUCGACGAACUCUGAUGGGUCUAGCCAAACUGAAUCACUUUCAUCAAAAUCAUCCAAUCUUGCCGAUUCUGAUAAUGUUGAUUUAGAGGAAUAUCUUCUAGAUGACAUGCCCGAUCCCAACGACGCACCGGACGCUCAACGCAACACCUCACCACCGAACGGUGAAACGGGAGACGUUCUAUCAUUACUAUCUGCAAAGUCCCCUCCUUCUUUCUUUGAAAAUGUAUCGACCACUGAGAUAAUAGAGAAGAUUGACCAAUACACUUCAUUGGAUCCUGUCCUUUUAGAAGGUUUAAAAACUUUGGCUGAAGCAGAAUCCGAUUGUCAAAAUGCGGUUCCGAGUUCGUUCUCAGCUCCAAAUAGUCCUGAAACCUCAUCAGGUGUCGACGGGCUAAACAUUAUUUCUCAAGAUCCAGGAGAGCAGUCUACAUUGGAUUUAGUUCCGCCUAUGCCAGAAGAAGGUCCAUGCGAUCGAGAUUCAUCAAGUUCUAGUAGCACAGUUUCUCUGAGACUGUUGUCAGAAGACUUUGAAGACUAUCUAUCACAUUCAGGGCUUACUGAUUCUGCAGAAUCUUCGGACUCGAAAAAUGGUUCUACAGACGAUUCCAGCUUAGCAAAUGUUGAGAACUCCAGUGCGAUUCAUGACGGCUCUGAUAAUUCAGACAUAACAAUAGAUUAUACCGGAGCCAUCAGAUCUCAGGAGGUAACAGCUCGAGAUAUUCGGACAGCGUUGCUGAAUUCUGAAUUCUUUGUUGAUGCUUUAAUGAUAUAUCAUAGGCGUAUUGAUGAAGAAAUGACGUUGAGAAAUGUCGUCUACAUUGAGGAUCCAGAACCUGUAGGGAUAGAUGAUACUGAGGAAGAACCAAUCCCACCUGUCGGAUCUCCUAUUGAACACUACCAGCGUGAAUCAUCUUCCCCAGGUCAACAAGGAGAUUCUGAUGUCGAUUCUUCCAUUAAAUCUCUCAGUGAUGACAGCGAAGCAUCACCACGAAGUGCCUCACAGAAAAUCUCGAAGAAGACUUCCCUUUCGCCCCGAUCUCAUAAUAAUUCGGAUGAACUUUCUGAUUCAUCACAAGGAGAGUGUGAUGAUCCUACGUCUCCAUCAUCUCUGAGAGAAGAUCGUGCAGUAGAUUCUCCGUGUUAUGAAAAUACACACCAGGAUCUUGAUAUUUCACAGUUGGUUGAACCGAAGGUUGAAGAGCUUUCAGUGGAUGUAGAUAAUCUUACGUCAUCACCUAGAUCACCAAAAGAAGAACUUGUAAGAAGUAUGUCUCCUGACUAUCUAGAAGCGAACUCUGAUCAUUCCCCAAAAAGUCGGAGUGACGAGAACGAAGCAGAUUUAAAGCAACAAAGCGAUAUGGAAGAAGAAUACUCAGCUGGAUCGCCAAAUGACGAAGAUAAUGAACAUGUACUACCUUUACAGUAUUUAGAGGACGAGCUGCGUAAACUGAAAGCAGAGAACGAGCAGAAUAAAGCUUUUGAAAAUCUUUCACCCAUCCGUCCAUUAUGGGAGGAUGAGAAAUCACAGUCACCAGAUGAUGAAGAUCCAUCAGCGCUUCGAAAAUCUCGUGGAAGUUCUAACGAUUGUUCUUCUCCAAGUUCUACAUCAUCAAAAUCUUCGGAAGAUAAUUUUCAUAGGUCUUCGUUGGAAUUCAAUCAACCAAAGAGUUCAGAUGAUGAUUCUUCAGGUGAAUCUUUCUCGCCUGCAUCCUCCAAAAGAGAAAGGUCAUCAUCAGAAAGUAGCGCGAAAAGCUCAGUGUUAUCGAAUUCACCAGGAAGAGUCAUUGAAAACGAGGAUUCAUAUCGAUUAUCGCCUAAACCCUCACAAAGCUCUGACUCCGAUGAUCCUUCUACAAAGGUUGAAAACUCUCCUGAACAAUCAACAGGCGAUCGUUUAGAAGCUCUUUCCCCAGUUUGUUUACAGGAUGUUCAAGAUGCACAGUCUUCCAGCUCCGAGAGUAAGAAUUCAAACGACUCUUCUCUUUCUUCUGAUGUCUUUGAAGACGAAAACGCUGUAAAAUCUCCAACACCUGUACAUUCUGAGGCUGGUUCAUCUGACAAUGAUGGUCCUUCUGUUUGGAUUAAGGAGUGUGUAGUGGAGUCUGCAAUGUCCACUGAAUCGCAACAAGAAAAUCACGAUGGAAUUCCAGGCCAAGCGGAUAGGAUUUGUGAGCCAGUGCAAGUACCAGCGAUUAACAAAUUCAGUGAAGAUUUCUACAAAGACUACCUUCGAAGAAUACUCAUAGAAGAGCAGUUUCUGGGAAUAUCAACAUCCAACUCCGUGGACGAACAAUCGCCGACUAAUAAAGAAGAAGCGUUGAGAAAUUCGUCAAGUUCUUCAGAAAAUAAGUCCGAUAAGUCUCCUGACCUUGGCCGGUUACUGAAAAGUAUUUCAAUUCUUUCUAAAGCUUCUGAAAAACCAACUAAUAAUCGUGAUGUCCCCUGUGCAACAGAGCACGAGGUUUCUGAUUAUCCAUAUGCUCCCUUUAUUGACGUGGUAACUACUCGUUAUCAGAGAUAUAAUUGGGAUGAGAGAUCGGAUGAAACUAUAAAAGUUGCUCCUGCAUUCAGAAAAAGAUCUUAUAGUUGGAGUGAGCACGGCAUUCAUCAUUUCACUCAAGAUGCAUGGUUAUAUCCUAUCACAAGAUCUCUCUCAUUGGAUAAGGGAACAUGGUUUUAUACCGAAGCUAUAGCUUCUCUAACAACACCUCCAGUUGAUCAGUUUUUUCGAGAACAUUUUUGCGAAGAAAAUGAUGAAGAAGAAGAAGAGGAAAAAGAAGAAACUGGCGGAGAACUUCGAUUGAAAAAUGUGCCUGAAGCAGAUCCGAAAGAGCAUUCUGAAGAAGGGGCAGAGAUAGAGGACACCGAUCAAGAGCAAAUGGAAGUUGACGUUGCAGCAGGAAGAGAAGAACAGAUGGCUGAUAACGAAGAAUGUGAAAUGGAGGACGAGGAAAUGUCGGAUGAGAGUAGCACGAACGAUGAUGAUGAGGAAUCAGAGGAUAGCGAUCAAGAUCGUCUUAUAUCUACCACGAAUAACGAUAGGGACAAUGAGUUUUUGUAUUCUGAACCCGAACAUGGAAACCAUAAACCACGAGUAAGGUCGGAUAGACGUGCUGCAGAGUUCACUAUCGAACCCCAACAACUGACCACGGCUGAAAAGUUUCCAGAGUCGGAUCAUUAUAUUUGUGAUAUACAAAAAGAUGGAAGUGUACAAUCCGAGUCCGAUGACAACCGAUCAUAUACAGAGAGCGACAGAAGUUCGUUUUUCACUCGAUCAUGUCCUGAAAAUCACCCCUUCGAUAUUCAUAAAGCGUUGAGUUUUUCCUCGGAUUAUUCUGAUCCGUUCCGUUGCAUUCCACGUUUCGAAGAUCUGAGUGAUCCUGUGCUCAAGAAAUAUUCCUACUGUUUAGCGAAUUUGAUUUCUGACUUACAGAAAAAUUCUGAUCGUUACAUUGAGCUAGAGUACUUGAAAAGCACACGCUCAGAACCUAGUCUGCUUCGUUGUUCGAAAUAUUAUGCCCCGAUUCCAAGACGUCGUUCUUUUGGCACGAUUUCUGAAGUCCGACACAGGGCCCAGAUAGAACUGAAAGAUCAUUUUAGUCAUAUGAAGUAUUUUUCUUUCGGAAUGCCUAAGGGUUUCAUGGAGCACUACUCAGAAGAAUAUUAUAGUGAAGGAGAAUCAGAAUACACGAGUUAUGAAGAGAGCGACUCACAAGAAGUCUCACAAGAAAGUAGCCCAAGAUAUCAGGGAGUUCAGUUUGAUAGUUCGGCUUCCGAGCAGGAAGAUUUGGAUAAUGAAACUAAUGAAGAAGAUCUGAGCGAAGAUUGCAAUUAUGAAAAGGAGCUGAAUGAACAUCUAGCGGUUCAAGAGGAAGAGAAUGAUGACUUCAACCUCCAACGAGAAGAAGAAGACGUUUAUGAGGAAAAUGCCGAUAGCUCCGAUGAUAUGGAUGAACAAGAAGAUGAUGUUGGUUCAAGCAGUCCCCAAGAUGUGGAAGAAGAUCAAGAAAUGACUGAAGACGCUGAAGACGAUCAAGAAAUGCUACAUUAUGUAGAAGAAAGUCAAGAAAUGUCUGAAGAUGUAGAAGACAAUGAAGACUAUGAAGACAUGCCUGAAGAAAGAGAAGAUCAUGAAGAGCAGGUUCGAGAAGAUUUUGAACUUCAGGAAUCGGAUGAAGAGCUCCAAGAGGAUAUUUACGACCAUGAUUGUGAAGAGUGCUAUGAAGAACAAGUAUACCAUAACCAGUAUGACAACGAAGAACAUGUACCGGAGUAUGGAGUAAUGGAGCACAUUGAACAAGAUCAAGAAUUUUCCGAAGAGUACAAUGAAGAUGAUGACCAACUCGAAGAACGGAGUAGCUCAGAAUCCGAUCAAGUAGAUGAUGAGGAAGAUGGUGAUUAUGACGUUCAACACCAAGAAUCACAAGAUCCAGAGGCUUACGUUGAUGAAGAUUGUGACGAUAAUGAGAAAGGCUAUACUGAGGAGUAUGAAGAGUGUGAUGAUGACGAAGAUCAAGAAUAUGUUGAUGGUCAUGAUUCCAUACAUUAUCAAAACGAGCACGAUCAGGAAUAUCAUGCCGAGCACGAUCAAGAGAGUGAUGGGGAAGGUGAUCGAGAUUAUCAUAGCGGAGAAGAUCAGAAUGAUAAUGAGCAGGAGUAUGGAUACGAUGAUGAUGAUCAAGAGUAUGAAUACGAUGAUGAAGAUCAAGAACACCCCUCGGAAGGAGUAGACGAUCAUCAUCGUAUGGACGAUCAGCACUAUCCAGAAGAAUACUAUCCAGAAAGUCAUACCGAGCAAUAUCAAGAGAAUCUCAAUGAAAGUGUUGAGGAGGAUUGUUAUAACGAUAAUGAAGGCUACUGUGAUAGAGAAGAAGUAGAACAUCCUGAAAACGAUUCACAUGCAUAUCAUCAUGAGGAGCUUCACCAUUAUGAUCAAAAUGAAGACGAGUAUGCUGAUCAGGUACAUUAUUAUGAAGAUCAGGCCCAAGAUGCUGAGGACGAAACGAAUUCUUCACAGAGUAAUGAGGAGGAUCAAGACUGUUGCGAUCAGCACGACGAAGAAAAUCUUGAAGACCAGGAUGAUGACGACUCUCAGCAAAUUCACGAGUUUAACGAUGAACAUCAUUUUAAGUCAUAUGAAGAGCCGCAAGAAAUGUCUCACGAAGAACGAGAUUGUGUUAUUGAUGGUGUAUACGAGCACACUUCUAAGGAUGAGCUAGAACAUCCGUCAGAGAGCGAGCAAGAUUUUGGCGAACCGGCAAAGCAUGACGAUGAAACUUUUGUUCAGUCAGUUCACAUGCUACGUCAGGAAAAAAUUCCGGAACGUCGUAUCACGUACAGCCAAAAGUACGACCCGGCGCAUGAUCCGAAUGUUUAUGCUGAGCAUGCUGAACGAUUUCAUCAAGAAGAACCUCAUAAGCGUGACGAAUCUUCUGAGCAUAGUGAGGACUCCGAUGAAGAAAGUGUUCAGGAAUACGAUGAAAAGUAUCAUCAUGAAGAGCGUGAUCAAGAAAAUUACGAAGAAGAAGAAGAAUGUGAUGCAGCAACAACUAAAGAGGAGGAUGAACGAAAGGUCAACGGAUACCAAGCUGAUGCUCUCAAUCGAGAAUACCUCGAGAGAUAUCAGAGAGAACAGGAAGAAUAUUACGAUUCUGAUUAUGAUGAAGACCGCGUUAGGAAGUGGGUUGAAGCGCUUCAUGGAGAGUAUGACGAAGAUCACGAUGAAAGAUACAUUCAAGAGUAUUAUCGAGAAAAUGCGAUGGGACAUAAUCAAGAAUACCCUGAAGAUUCCCCUCCACCAUGUGGAACAGAUGAGUACGAAAACCAAGAGCAGCAAGGUGUUCAUGACCAAUCAGAGGAAGCUGUUAGCAAUAAUCCACAUGUUGAAUAUCACCAACAGUACGAGGUAGAAGCUAGUGUGGAGGAGGACUAUAAAGAGUCGGAAGAGGAGCAUCUCGAACCUGUAUAUCAGCAAGAGGACGAUGUGGAGAUGAAAGACAACUUCGAAGAAAACAGCAAUGAAUAUAUCGAUUAUCAGGUCUACGAAGAGAAGAGCUCAUAUGUUCCCAAAGAAGAGUAUCAUUAUGAAAUUCAAAAUGUCAAGGAAGGUCUAUCAGAGAGCCCCUCAACAUCUGAUGACGAUAACAGUGACAGUGAAUCUUGUGAGCCUGAAAGUGAAUGCGAAGAAGAGGAUGUUUGCUCUGAUGAUGGUGAUCCAGAUUCGGCUGAUUCUUCUGUUAUGAAUCUUGGAGAUGUCAUUAGUGAAAUUGUAAUAGACAAGUUUGCUGAGAGCUCACAUCUGGAGGACAUGGAAGUCGAUACGAAUGACGAUGAAAUAAAGAUGGAAUGCCAUUAUACAGAGGAUAUCGCUCAUAUUGAAAAAGAAAACAACUCACUCUCAGAAAUAGAACAAAAUGCUAACACGGAGGAGGACGUUAAGUUCGACGUUUCUAACAUGAUUAACAACAAUAGUAAUGAACUGAAUGUCUCUCCCGGAACCUCCACUAUGGAAGAACAAAUGAAAAAAGAACAAGACAAGCUAUCUCCUACUGAGGAGUUCUCUCUCGAUGGUAAACAACUACUGCCGCACGGGCAAUUCAAUACGGGUCAAUCUAUUAACGAUAACAACAUUGAUGCAGUAGCCAAAGUACCAGAAAGAGAGGAAGAGCCCCAGUCUAGAGAAGAUACCACAACUGUGGAUGUUUAUGAAUUCCAGGCCAGUCCAGUUUCCGUUGAAAUCGGUGGUUUCGACGACGACGAAGAUAUAAAACAGCCGUUAAAGAUCAUUAACAAGCCAUCAGAAGAAGAGUUGGAUUCACAGAAGCCUGGAACAAGUGAAGAUCAAGCCGUGCUGGACGAUGAUGACAUGGAAGACACAGAUGAUUCCGAUGUUAUUAUCAUCCCACCAGAGAUAGUGACGCAUGAAAGCUAUCCUCAUCAGUCUAUGGACAAAAAAGUUCCACCUCUGCGUAUUAUGAUACCGAAAAGCCCAUUCGAAAAUGAACUGUUAGACCACGAUGCCUUAGGCGUUUUAUUGCGCUCUAAAUCUCGUAUGAGACAUCUCUUACUAGCAAAAAUCAACCAGUUAGAAGAUGCUCAAGGCCUGCCGCGUAGUGCGUUGGAUAAAGAAGAUCCGUGUUACGAUACCCAAAGAGAUCCGCAUCCUUGGACAAGGCUGCGUUGUAUGGAAAGUUCAGAUGAUGAAGACGGUUGUUAUGGAGAGAGCCCCACCAUGGAUGAAGAUUCGAUAGACGAGGAAGAGGAAGAAAAUGAAGAUAUCAAUGAUAAUGAAGAUGAUGAUGGAGAUGGAGAUCAAAAUGGAAAUGGUGAUGAAGAUGAAGAUGAAGGAGAAGCUCCAGCUCGAGAAUCCCGUCAAAUCGUCAGAAAAGAAGAAGCUAUGGACGCAAUAGAUGGAGGAGAACUCAGUUACGAAGAUGAUGAAGAAGACCAAGAAGAGCGAAUCGAAGUUGAAGUCGAAACAGAAGAUGAUGAUAGUGAUGAUAGCGAUGAUAGUGAUGGUAGCGAUGAUAGCGAUGAUAGCGAUGAUAGCGAUGAUAGCGAUGACAGCGAUAACAGCGAUGACAGCGGAGACAGCGAAGACAGCGAAGACAGCGAUGGCAACGAUGAUAGCGAUGAUAGCGACGAUGAAGAUGACGACGAUGAAGAUGACGACGAUGAUGACGAUGACGAUGACGAUGCCGACGAAAACGACGGAGGCGACGGCAACGGCAGCGACGAUGGCAAUGACAGCAAAGGUGGCAACGAUAGCAACGACAGCAACGACAGCAACGACGGCAACGACGGCUACGACGAAGAUAUCGAGAGUGUCGAGAAUGUUGAAAUUGUUGAAAAUAAUGAGAAUGAUAAGGAUGACGAUGAUGACGAUGAUGAAGUUGCUGAAGUUGCUGAAGAUGAUGAAGAUGAUGAAAACGGUGAAGACGGUGAAGACGAUAGAGACGAUGGAGACGAUGGAGACGAUGGAGAUGAUGAAGAUGAAGAAGAUGAAGAGGAUGAAGAAAAACCAGAAGUACAAGAACAAGAUCAAGAAGAGGAAGAACAAGAAGGAAUAGAUGGUUUAUAUGAAGAAGUCGAAAAAGUUGUAGAAGUCAUAGAAGUCGCAGAAGGCGCAGAAGUAGCUGAAGUCGCAGAAGACGUAGAAGUCGCUGAAGUCGCUGAAGUCCCAGAUGUCGCAGAAUCAGCAAAAUUAUCAGAAUCAUCAGAACUAGCUGGAGUCUCGGAAGCUGUCAUAAUCGAAGAAACCGUUCAAGUCGUAGAAGCCGAAAUGGAAGGAGAUAUAGAAGCUGAAGAUGAGAAAAUCACAACCGCAGAAACAAUGGAUAAGAACUCAAGCGCAGAGCCAGUAUCUGAUACUGAAUCAUUCCAAGCAGAAUUUGAUGAAAACGACGAGAAGGAAAUGGUACAAACGGAGAUAGAAGAUUAUAUUGACGAAGAAGAAGAAGAUUCCAUGAAAGAACAGUUUACGGAAGAACAUGUCAAUGGUGACGGAGAUAUAGUUGUAUCGGUAAACGACUACUUCUUGGAUGAACUAGGGUACGCCCUCGAUGAUAAUCUUGAUCCUGAUGAGUUCAUGGAAGACCCAGAUAAAGAUAUGUUCGUACUGCGUGAAUUGAUCAGUCAACGCUGGGCAGAAGAAUGUGAAAGAGAUUUCGAGAGCCAACAGCUGUUCGAUUAUGAUGAGUACAGAAGUCUUGAUAUAUUCCGUCCCGAUUGUGAAUUGGGAUUAUGCAACUACAAGUUGAUGAAGUAUCGAGAAGGUCCUGCACCAUCAUUUCUACCUCCUAAGCUGUUGGAAUUAUGGAAUUUCCAGAUCCAAGAAAGAAGAGAGCUGGCUGUAUCUAUUUUGGUUGAAAGGUGUCGUUUGAAGCUGUUUUGUGAGCAUGAGCUGAUGAGGAUGGAGCAAAGACAAAGCGGCAUGAGUACAGUUAUAACCGCGAUGCGGGUGAUGCACGACAGAGAAGUGUGCAAUCCUCUCAUUUUGGAAAAGGAUAACAACGAGUUGGAUUAUGAUGAGGAUCAGUUUGUAGAUAAGAUAGCAGAGAAGUUGGUCUCAAUGAAUAAGAGACAUAGAAUGAAAGUGGAGGCCCUUCAUGAACAUCAGAAGGCACUUUUUAAAAUGGAACUACUAACCAACUGUGGUUCAACCGCUGCAGGUCAUCACACCGAGGUACCUGCAGCAAACCUCGACGAGUUUCAAAUAUCAUUUUCUUAG